Molecule: messenger RNA, 1124 nt
Organism: Bradysia coprophila
Lineage: Eukaryota; Metazoa; Arthropoda; Insecta; Diptera; Sciaridae
Product: beta-1,3-galactosyltransferase 1-like
Source: RefSeq, a predicted model, not a curated record
UUAUACUGAGUGGGUUCGAAAAUUUUCACGUACAAUUUCAGAGUGGCGUGUGCAGUUUUAUUCUAUUAUGCACGUUAUAUACAUUGGAAUUUCGGUAUUUGUUGUCCAACAACAGUGAAGAGCUUCGCGAGCAUUCCGUAUGGCAAUCCAAAUAUCAUCACAUCGCUGACAAUGAUACUCUAUUGGACUUACAAGAUUUCUACUAUAUAAUGAACAAUGUCUCCAUAUGCAAGAGUUCAGCUGUUGGUAGUUCGUCUUCGAUAGUAAUCAUUGUUCACACAGCACGUUCGCAUUUUAUGGAACGACAUGCCAUAAGAGAGACUUGGGGAUCCAUAAAACUUUAUAAAGGAUGGAAAUUUCAUUUAGUUUUCCUUCUCGGGACCGAUCCGACUGGUAACGAUGAAUUGGACUUGAGCCUCCGGGACGAAUAUAGACAAUAUGGAGAUAUGGUAAUGGGGAACUUCGUAGACUCCUACAAGAAUCUCACAUAUAAGCAUCUGAUGGGCUACAAAUGGGUGAUGUCUUUUUGCUCCGAUGCUAAAUUAGUUUUGAAAACAGACGACGACAUGUUCGUCGAUAUUUUCCAACUCGUAGAAGUUAUGUUGGUCGAGCUGGUUUACUCAAACAAUGCGUAUGCUUGUCUGAAUAUGAAAGGCAAUAAACCAAUUAGAAGUGUAGACAAUGUGUGGUACGUCAGUGAGGACCUUUACUCAGGAGAAGAGUAUCCUGAAUUUUGUUCGGGUACUGCUUAUCUGAUGAAAACACAGGUGGCAGCCAAAAUAUUCUCCGUUUCCAAUCAGACGAAAUUCUUCUGGAUCGACGAUGUAUAUGUAACCGGAAUUUUGCGUGAACAUUACAGCAUUCAGAUGAACUACAGUGACCAUAAACGAUUAGAUAUUUUAUGGAUGAACGGACGGUACAAUUUAAGCAUGAGCUGGAGAAAUGAAAUUGAAUCCUGGUGCAACACUGGUUUAAAUGAGCAAUUUAAAUACACUUUUGCUUUGUUAAACAAAGACAAAAUUCUUGGUGACAUGUUUUGCAUUUGGAACAAAGUAAGAUUACUGAAAUUUGCUAUGAACCAUGCUUUUGAGCAACCCACUCCACAAACGGGCACAAUAACAUAA